GCUCACCAUCUGUUUAAGCUCCUGAACUUCAACGGAAACUGAGAUACGUAAACUCGCUAGUGAUGAGCGGUAAGAAGCAGCAGAAAGUGGUCAUCCCACCUAUCAAUCUUAUAUUUCAAUACCUUCAAAAACAGUGCAAAGUAUACAUCUGGCUAUACGAGCAGAUAGAUUUCAGAAUUGAGGGGAAGAUAAGGGGAUUCGACGAGUUUAUGAAUGUUGUUGUUGACGAGGCGUAUGAAAUUAGUUCAAAGGAUGGAACAAGGAGUGAAAUCGGAAGAAUACUACUGAAAGGUGAUAACAUCACACUCAUUUCUAGCUUAGAAUCUUAAUCUAAUGAACUCUGGUUAUGGUAUCAAGUGUACAUCAUCGUUAGUGACUCUGCUGUACCGUAUAAACCAGUUGCGCCACCAAUCAUAACCAUUGAUAUUCCGUUGCUUGUGUCUGUACAACGUGUGUUUUCCAAUGAGACCAGACAGAGACCUCAGACACAAAGCUACAACAGAGACACAUAGU
Molecule: messenger RNA, 513 nt
Organism: Williopsis jadinii
Lineage: Eukaryota; Fungi; Ascomycota; Saccharomycetes; Phaffomycetales; Wickerhamomycetaceae
Gene: SME1
Product: mRNA splicing protein SME1
Exons: 3
Coding region: 63-329 (88 amino acids)
Biological process (GO): mRNA splicing, via spliceosome; spliceosomal snRNP assembly
Cellular component (GO): U4 snRNP; U4/U6 x U5 tri-snRNP complex; U2 snRNP
Molecular function (GO): RNA binding
Source: RefSeq, a predicted model, not a curated record